AUGACCAGCUUGCGAGAUAGUGAUUCCUCGACAGCUCUCCUCCAUGUCUCCCAGGAGGAACAUUUGAUUAACGGGGAAGAGCCUAUCCCACUUAACACAUUGCGACUUUCCAAACAGCCUUUCACCGUGGAUCAAAAGCCAUACCAACUCGUCAAAGAGCGCGAUACCACGGAAUACGAAGCAGCGGUAGACAAGGAUUCAAAGUAUUCUCCAUCACCCCCACCACUGCCCCGGAUCAAGAAAAGAUGGAUUACUGGGUUACUACUUUGCGCAUUGGGAGUGGCACUGGCCCUAGUCGCCCAUGUUAUUCUCACAGUCAAACUGGCCGCAAAAGCCACUUCUGGUGGCUAUGGAUGGGGUUCCUCGUCCGCCGUUAUCUAUGAAGGCACAUGCCACCAAGCAAACCAAAUCGCGACCGGCCUUCAUAUUCUUGUCAAUAUCAUUGUUUUGACUUUGACCGCCACAAGCAGCUACUGUAACCAAGUUUUGGCAGCACCGUCGCGCGCAAGAAUCGAUACCGCCCACGCUCAACGGGUGUGGGUAUCGAUUGGUUCCUCCAGUUUUACGAACGUCUGGUACGCGCCUCUGUGGCGCAAGAUGCUAUGGGUGUUGAUUAUUGGGACCUCGCUGCCAGUCCAGAUGAUAUAUAACUCCUUCAUAUACGUAUCGAUCAACGCCAAUGACUUUGGAAUCGUUGCUGCGCCGAUAGCCUUUGGGAAUAACCACACAGAUAUGUCUGGUUUUGACGUGCCUUCUAACUUCCACGACGUUGUUGGCACGAGCGCGAGCAGCCUAUAUGAUGAUCUCAUAUCGGGUAAGCUCGAGAAAUUGAGCAAUGACACUUGCAUGAAAGCCUAUAGUGGCGCUUAUCAAACAGCCAGGUCCACAGUUGUCCUUUUGACCCCAGAUCUUUCGUCAAACCUAACGGCGUGGUCAUGUCAGGUUGCACUGGACUCCGGUGGUAUCUCCACUAGCAGUUCCUACAGGGGCAGUCAAUUGAGUUGUGCGAUUGACGAAUACAAAGGUAACUAUACAAUCGCGCCACCGAUUAGUUACAUCGACGAGUUUCAGGUCCAUACUUGCUUCAGUCGACCGGUCACGCCGACUUGUGAACUUGGAUGCAGUCUGCCCAUUGGCUUGGUGGUCAUGGGUUGUAUCGUAUUGAAGCUAAUAUGCAUGCUCGUCACUGCUCUCGAGCGCCGCUCCGAGAUCUUUUUGACAGUUGGCGAUGCCCUCAAGUCUUUUCUCACAUGCCCUGAUCCUUACACAGCUAACAAUUGCCUCAUGGCUCGAGUCAAUAAAGGACAACCAAAAGCAUUGCAUUCUUUCAAUGAUUACCCCUGGGUAUCUAUAUUCUCCCGCGCCAUGCCAUUCCGCUUGGGACAGAGCCCGCCUCCGCAGCCAAAAAGGGUCUGCACAGUCCGCCAGCGAUGGUCAGCUGCCUUACCAAGCCGACUCUUCGCUUUCCUUCUGUUCUUCAAAAUAGCCCUCCUUGCCAUGGCUGGUCUCGCCUUGGGUUAUAAUACAUCUAUGUUCGGCAGUACCCAAGGAGCAGAUCUGAAUGCGGAUGGAAUGUCAUCUUGGGAACAGACACUCACUUCGCUGUACCAUACUCAGUUCUACCCACUGGGAUACCUGGGAUUUAUUGCGACAGUGUUGGCAGUGAAUGUCCCACAAGCUGUAAUCUCAAUAAUUUACGCGGUCUACAAUAAUACUCUCACUCGAAUGCUUCUUGCCGCCGAAUACAACAAUUUCGGCGUCGAACGCAAGCCUCUUCGAGUCUCAUUUCCCGCUGGACAACAGCGCUCGACAUACUACCUCUCUGUCCCAUACCGGUACAGUGUGCCAUUUAUCGUGUUAUCUACUCUUUCCCAUUGGCUUGCCUCCGAGGCCUUGUCAUUCGUGCAAAUUAUCCCCCGAGAUGCUCAGGGUAAUCUGCAACGCACUCGAUCCUUACACGGUGUGGGUGCAUCGUCUGUUGGUCUGAGAGUUAUGGUUGUACCCUGGCUUCUUAUGGUUGUGGGCUUUCUCAUUUUGAUGUUUCGGAAGUUCAAAUCGGCCGCCAUGCCGAUUGCAAUGAACUGUAGUGCGGCGAUCAGUGCUGCUUGCCACCCGCCACCGGGUGACAUUGAUGCCGCGGAGAGGCCUGUGAUGUGGGGACAGGUUGAUAUGGAAAUUGCGAAUCUUCGUACAUUCCUUGGGCCUGGUGUGGCGGAGAUCGAGACAAGAUGUCGCCGUGCUACAUUCACGUCAAAAGAGGUUGUUGAGCCGAGUCCUGAAUUUGUAUACUACUAG
This is a messenger RNA of Penicillium concentricum, 2295 nucleotides long. RefSeq lists its product as uncharacterized. NCBI's taxonomy places the organism in Eukaryota, Fungi, Ascomycota, Eurotiomycetes, Eurotiales, Aspergillaceae. The coding region runs from base 1 to 2295 and encodes 764 amino acids. The transcript is spliced from 3 exons. The record is from RefSeq and is a predicted model, not a curated record.